Messenger RNA from Arachis stenosperma, 1384 nucleotides. RefSeq lists its product as uncharacterized. Bases 648 to 1238 code for a protein of 196 amino acids. The transcript is spliced from 2 exons. Lineage: Eukaryota; Viridiplantae; Streptophyta; Magnoliopsida; Fabales; Fabaceae. The record is from RefSeq and is a predicted model, not a curated record.
ACCAAGAAAGGCAAGGAGAAAGCUACCCCUAAAUUCACAGCAAGGAAAGGAACAAAAAGAGCAUUAGUUGCAGAGCCUUCUUCAACUGCAGUCAAGCCCUCAACAAAAAGAAUUAAAAGGAUUAUAAAGAUUGAUGAAAAGGAGAGAGCCUUCCCAGCAAAGGACACUGCACGAUUUUCCAAUCGCUACUGUGAGCAGAUGUUCCCCAUUCUGGCAACUCGAAAUUACAACAAUGAACACCUUCUUAUCCUUCCGCCUCGUAUUGCUGAAUUUGUUGAGCCGCAAAUUGCACAAAGACAUUGGGGAUUCCUACAGAGACAGCCCCGACAGGUUAAUCUUUCUUGGGUAGUUGAGUUCUACUCCAACUUCCACCUGCCGACCUUGCAUUCUUUUUAUGUCCGUCAGAAGCAAAUCCCCGUUACAGAAGAGGCCAUUCAGCGAGCCUUCGAUCUUCCCCUUCUCCAGAAGGAUUGGACACAUUUCAAGAAGCCGCACUCAAGCGCCAGGCGUACAAAUUUGACUGGGACGCUGUUCUCAGAGUUAUCGCACAACCUGGCAGCAAAUGGAUUUUUGGAUACCAUCGUUCCCGUCCUAAAGGAAUAUCGGCUUCUGCACUCACCUUAGAGGCUCACGGAUGGGCACAGAUUAUGUCCCAUUACGUCUUCCCGAGCACUCAUGAGUCCUCCUUCACCGCAGACAUGGCCGUUCUACUAUGGUGCAUCCUCACAGACCAGCCUCUCAGUCUACCAAGUCACAUCAGGAAUGCUAUGGGACACGUGCAAAUUGCGGGCAACCUUCCUUUCCCCGCCUUGGUCUCUGAUCUUGUCUCAGCAGCCGGAGUAUCCUACAGAGCUGGGGACACCAAAGCCAUACUUCCACGGGAUGAUCAGUAUGUCCCUAACGGGAGAUAUCUCAGGCCACCACUUGCCACUAUCAGCCAGUCCACAGACGAUGCUGCAGACAUUCCACCAUCUACUAGUCAGCUGCUGCAUCAAAUACUGAAGAGGUUGGACCAACAAGACCAGAAAGCAAAGCUCCGAGAGCGCCGUAACCACCGCCGAUUCAAAUACCUCAAGGAGCUACUCACAGGCAACCACAUACUUGACGAGGACCCAGGCACUACGGACUCCACUUCUUUCACCAACACAGGGAGCCAUGACGGUCCUGACUGUGGAGAUACUGCCACCAGCCCACCCUUGUUCCUGACAGAAGGCACCGAGGAUGGUGCAAAGCCUUAAGUGUGGGGAGGUCGGUCAGUACCUGACUUCCGGAGGAACCUUCAUGACAGCAAGCUAGCUCACACUUCAAUGAAAAUGACACUAUGCAGCAAUUAUUUCAUGAGUUAUGCAUUUAAUCAGACACAUAUACCACCAUUAACUUCCAU